Dacryopinax primogenitus is the source of this 621-nucleotide messenger RNA. RefSeq lists its product as uncharacterized. The coding region runs from base 1 to 621 and encodes 206 amino acids. Lineage: Eukaryota; Fungi; Basidiomycota; Dacrymycetes; Dacrymycetales; Dacrymycetaceae. The transcript has 4 exons. The record is from RefSeq and is a predicted model, not a curated record.
AUGACCCAACUGACAGCUCGAUCCGAUAUGAUCGUCUUCGCCGGAGCACGCGACCCAGCAGUCUACGUCGUAAAGUUGCGCGCUGCGGGGGAGGGCGACGCUAACGUGGAGACCAUCAAGAAAGUGGUUGGGAGGUUGGAUGUUAUGAUCGCUAUUGCCGGGAUGAAGAACGGGUAUCAGCCAGGUACAGAGGGUCUCUUUGGACGCCACGGAGGAGCACUUCGAGGUAGCGGAAACGCACUUGACCCACUGGUCCUCUUCCAAGCUGCAGAUUCCCUGCUGAAAAAGAGCUACAACCCCAAGUUCGUCCUUGUGUCCACCAGCGCCAGGAGUGUCGAACUAGGGACGAAGUUGUCCAUGCCUAUCAUGUGCUAUGGGAGCACCAAGGCUGCAGUAAACUUGAUCGCUGCGAAACUCUGGCACGAGAAUCCGCAGAUAGCCGUGCUCCUCCUUCAUCCAGGAUUCGUCCGUACACUUUUGGGAAUCUUCAUACCAGUUCGAUCCCAGUUGAAGAGCUUCGAGCUAAUAUCACCCGAUCAGAGCGUUGCUGCGUUGCUCAAGCUCAUAGGCUCUGGUAUAAUAAAAGAGCGAUGUGUAUGGGCAGUACGUGAACAAAGAUGA